AUGAGACUCAAAAAUGGGCGGUGGUUGUACAACGAAAAAGAACAAAAUGCGUCGCGUUUCCUCAAAUUUGACGUUGAUGCUACACAGCGACUCGCUUGUACUGCAGUCGGAGCUCAGCGAUGUACUCAUUUCAAAAAGGCUCGUAUAACAAGAUUUUUACGCUCGGUUUCGAUGAUGGACGAGAAGUUAUCGAUACCCUCUGGCCAAUCCAUGUGGAUGCCCGUCCCUGCAGAAGAGCUCGCCUUCUGA
Messenger RNA from Sparassis crispa, 249 nucleotides. RefSeq lists its product as hypothetical. The record is from RefSeq and is a predicted model, not a curated record. The transcript has 4 exons. The coding region runs from base 1 to 249 and encodes 82 amino acids. Lineage: Eukaryota; Fungi; Basidiomycota; Agaricomycetes; Polyporales; Sparassidaceae.